ACCAGAAAGUGCAGCGAAAAGUGGGAGCAACAACUGCAGCUUAAUCAAAACAUCAAUGGCAACUCAUCCUCCCAUGGUUCUGCCCAUACGUUUCUUCAAGGCCAUUCUCAAAUCAAAUCUUCAAAGGAUUAAAAUUCCCGACAAGUUUACAAACAUAUACGGAGGGAUGUUGUGGAAUCCGGUGUUUCUCCGGCCACCAGAUGACACUGAAUGGAAAGUGCACUGGACCGAACAGAACGGUGAGAUCUGGUUCGAGAAGGGUUGGAAGGAGUUUGUUGAAAACUAUUCCCUGGAUCACGGUCACUUUGUUUUCUUUACGUUUGAUGGAACUUCUAAGAUUGAUGUACUCAUACUUCAUCAGAGUUUCCACGAUCCUUCUCCUCACACUUCUGAGCAACGUGAAAGCCCUGACCAUAGUGACGAUGAAGAAGAAGAAGAGCCUGAUUCUGACCAGAACCAGAUCGUUAAAUAUGAUGAUGAGGUUAGUGAAGGAAAUUUAUCAUUGAAUUGGCCAAGGGACGCUAGAGCAAGGGAAUUGGCAAAGAAGUUCAUCUCCUGCAAUCCAUUUUUCACUGUUUUGAUAAGGCAUUAUAAUCUCACAGAGCACAGGCUGAAUCUUCCAAAUUUGAAGGGUUACAUUGAUAAGGGGAAGAAGUAUGUUACGGUGGAAGUUGGAGGAAAAUCAUGGAGUUUGAAGUUGGUGCGUUAUUCUUCUGACCGUAUACGCAUGGGAUUAGGUUGGAGAACGUUUGCAGGGGAGAAUGGUUUGGAAGGUGGAGAUGUUUGUAUCUUUGAACUCAUCUCCAGAAAUGAUCAUGUUUUCAAAGUUCACAUCUUCAAAAGGCAGAGUUAAUCCUCCUUAUUUUUCUGCUUUUGUGCUUUUGGCAAUUUAGGAAAAAGGUCACUUUCCAUUAGAAUGGGACACUCAGCAUUUUGGAAAAUUUAGCAUGUUUGUUCUACUUUUUGUUGGAUGUUAUGAAACUGGGUAUAAUUUUAUAAA
Vigna unguiculata (cowpea) is the source of this 1000-nucleotide messenger RNA. Its product is annotated as B3 domain-containing transcription factor VRN1-like. Gene Ontology annotation, molecular function: DNA binding. NCBI's taxonomy places the organism in Eukaryota, Viridiplantae, Streptophyta, Magnoliopsida, Fabales, Fabaceae. The record is from RefSeq and is a predicted model, not a curated record.